CAAAGCCAAAACAGCUUCAGUAGGCGGCAGGCCUUCAACCAGUGAGGUGGUGUGUGCAAACGCUCGCGGCGCAACAUUAAAAAUAACUGGUGUGUGGCGAGGCGGAAUGGGCGGCGUGCAGGCGGCGGCGUGGUGGCGGGUGGUGGCCGUGAUGGUGGUGGUGGCGGCGGCGGCAGGCGGGGAGGGGGCGCUUCGCUGCUACAAGUGUAACAACUGCAUCAAAUAUGAGCUGAGCCAGUCCCAGACGUGCACCCCCGAGGACACUCGCUGCAUGAAAAUGCAUAUGGAGACGGGGCAAGUCCAGCGAGGGUGUGGUACAGAAGAUAUGUGCACCAACAGUGAGACGAAACUUAAGACACGCUACACUGACGUGUCCUGCUGCUCCGAGGACAACUGUAACUUAGCCCCCAGCCUCCAGCCUAUGUCCAUGCUGCCCCUACUCUUACUUGCACUAUUCCUUCCUGCUGCUAGACGCUUCCUGCACAUGUGCUUCUAACUUGGACCACGCUCUAGUCUGAGAUAGAGGCAGGUCCGCAGGAAACAUGGAGACGCAGGUGACAUGUCUCCCAUCUGCCUUCCUGGUUCGCCAAGGCUUCUGCUGACAUUAUCUUUCCUUGCUAUUUCAAUUACUGUAAUGUUUUUUUUUUUAUGUACAUUUUAUAUUUAUAUAUUUCUAUUUAUUGUUUCGAUAUACAGUAAUUCAAAUAAGUCUGUUAGAAUCCUUUCUAGACACCUACGAACUGAAAUUAUAUACAUUAAGCAAAAGUGACAUUACCUCUCGUUCUCGCGCUCCUAGCUUCCUUCAGUCUUAAGCAGUGGUUCCCAAACCUUGUAUUCUCCUCACGCCCCGUGCAAGGCGUGAAGUCAUGUGCCCAAGAAUAAUUGUUUAAAAGUACUCUAAGAAAAAAAUGUUUGUUAAAAUGUCUCAUGGUUGUUACUGGUUUCGUGUGUUUUAAUCCAAGUAAAUUGCUUUGUUUUGCCAAACAUUACUGGAAUAUAAGCCGUAAAAACGUAUAACUUCAUAUAAACACAAUAAAGUGAGGGGGGGAGGGCGUGCGGAUCUGUUAGACGCAGAAAAAGGAGCGUCAUGUAAGAUAGUUUGGGAACCACUGGCCUAAAGGCUCCUCUGAUUCAGGGAUGUGUCAAUGUAACCUUAAUAUCUCACAGUCUAUUUAUGCAUUGAUUUUCUUGUCUUGCUCUGUUACUUGUGUAGGUGACUUGGGCAGGUGAACCAGGAAAUAUAGUGCAAGGAUUUUUCAGGAUUCCAUCUGGGAACGCUCCUAACUUGUCGGCUUCUGUAUGCAAUGUAUUUUUUAUCGUAGAGUAGCAACUAUAAUGAGUAAAAAAACAAGGCAGUGUCGUUGUAUCACGCGUUUUUAGUACGUACUUGUUUCGAAGUCCGAAUACCUUAUGGAAUAGCUUGUGGAAACAUGUUAUUAAACUCUUUGUCCA
Scylla paramamosain (green mud crab) is the source of this 1452-nucleotide messenger RNA. RefSeq lists its product as uncharacterized. The record is from RefSeq and is a predicted model, not a curated record. NCBI's taxonomy places the organism in Eukaryota, Metazoa, Arthropoda, Malacostraca, Decapoda, Portunidae.